Messenger RNA from Entelurus aequoreus (snake pipefish), 2403 nucleotides. RefSeq names its product methyltransferase 4, N6-adenosine (gene mettl4). The transcript has 9 exons. Gene Ontology annotation, molecular function: RNA methyltransferase activity; site-specific DNA-methyltransferase (adenine-specific) activity; nucleic acid binding. NCBI's taxonomy places the organism in Eukaryota, Metazoa, Chordata, Actinopteri, Syngnathiformes, Syngnathidae. Gene Ontology annotation, cellular component: cytosol; RNA N6-methyladenosine methyltransferase complex; nucleus. The record is from RefSeq and is a predicted model, not a curated record. Bases 1 to 1353 code for a protein of 450 amino acids.
AUGUCGGUGGUGGUGGAGGGUGGGUGUGGGUGGUGUUUAGACACUUGCUCGCUCAUCGACCAAGGCUACGAAAAGUGUUUGACGAGGGAAGGUGAUACCUGGUCAAAAAUGAAAGCACGCUUCAAAAGGCGAUGUUUUCUCAUUUUAAAGCCGCAUUGUGGUGUGAAGCCACGCGGUGCUGCUGUGGAGGAAAACGUUAAGCUAGAAAUGCUGCCAAAGAAAAGGAAAAGGAAAGGAAAGCAAAGUCAUCUCAAUCAGGGAGAGAUCGAUUCAAACGCUUUUCAUGAGAAGGUCAGAUGUGUCAUUUUGGAGGAAACCAAGUCCCUUGUGGAAUCUGCGAGACGUCUCGGAUACUUUCAAGGAGGGACAAACCCAACAGAGGACCCUCUUCCUGGUCAUGAAUGCAACCUGGCCAGUCUCUGUGACAUGGCCAAAGAUCUUCCUGGAGUGGAUGACGAUGACCAGACAGACUGUGCCCAGUUACUUGUUGAUGAGCGUGGCUGCACGUCACAUCUGGACUUGUUCUCCAGGGUAACGGAGCACACCUCAGACUGUGCCGCGGCGGUCACGCUGAUGGGAGAAGAAUACGUAAUACCCCCACGAACCGCCUUCCUGCUCUCUGAUUUCUCCCGAAUGGAGCCACUGCUCCGAUAUGGACGCAAGUUUGAUGUCAUUGUGAUGGAUCCACCGUGGGAAAACAAGUCUGUAAAGAGGAGUCGCAGAUACAACUCUCUGCCUUCGUCUCAGCUGAAAAGACUCCCCAUACCCAGCUUGGCAUCUCCAAACUGUUUGGUGGUCACCUGGGUUACAAACCGACCCAAGCACUUGCGUUUCGUGCGAGACGAGCUGUAUCCGCACUGGGGGGUGGAGAUUGUGGCUGAAUGGUUGUGGGUUAAGGUUACCACGGAAGGCCAGUUUGUGUUCCCGCUGGAUUCACCGCACAAGAAGCCGUAUGAGGUGCUGGUCCUGGGCCGGUAUUGUCGCUCCCAGGAAAAAAGCUCCUCAGAGUCCUUCAGCACCCCCGUGGAGAAUCAGCGCCUGGUUGUCAGCGUACCGUCAGCUCUUCACUCCCACAAGCCCUCAUUGUCAGACCGUAACAAAGAGGCAGGGGAGACACUUCUCCAGGAUGUAUGCUCGGGGCAACACCCUUCACUUUACCCGGCAGUGGGUCUCCACAGAGGUGUUGAAGCCAUACAUUGGAGGGGACGCCUCGUGCUUAGAGUUGUUUGCACGAAGUCUGCAACCAGGUUGGACCAGCUGGGGCAACGAGGUCCUCCGAUUUCAACAUACGAGUUAUUUCACCUGGACACCUGCCGACAAACUGACUCAGUCGUCCGCCUCCUCCCACACUGAGGACUAACAACUGCCUGACGUAGGUUUUUAUUCAAGGUUUUAAAUAGGCACACGCGUUAUUAUUUUUUCCCGCGUGACAAACUGAGAAACCCCCAAAAAUGACAAUCUCACUAAAUGAGAUCAACAUUUAAUUAGCAUUGCAAGACUUUUCACAAUGAAGCAGUGAAGUUUUCUUUGAGUCUAAUGAGUGUGAGGGUGAGCAGUGCCGGGCGACGUCUGGCAGCUGCAGCCCAUCAGAGCUAAUGAAGCCGCCGUGAGGUCAUUACCACCCUACCUGUCGUCCUCUGUCUCUGAGAGACACUCGCACACUAAUCCGUGGAGACAAGUCGCCAUUAAGCCAACUUAAGUCAUUACUUUUGUAUUGUGAGGGUCGUACUUUCAGGAAAAUCUUUGACAUUUAAGACAAUUAACCCUUCCCCAGACAGUGGACAGCUAUUCAAAAGCUAUAUGCAGGUGUCUUAAUUAGGUGGGUCUCGUUCUGAUACAACAAGUUUUGUAUGAGAUGGACUCAUACUUGCCAACCCUUCCGAUUUUCCCGGGAGACUCCCGAAUUUCAGUGUCCCUCCCGAAAAUCUCCCGGGGCAAUCAUUCUCCCGAAUUUCUCCCGAUUUCCACCCGGACAACAAUAUUGGGGGCGUGCCUUAAAGGCACUGCCUUUAGCGUCCUCUCUCACCUGAAAAGGAGACUAUUAUAUAUGUCUACGUUAUCCAUAGGUUUAUCUAUAACCCAUAAAGUAGGCAGGCACGGAGCUAUUUCUCAGCCUGUGUUUAUUCCAGCCGGCACGUUAAUACACUGACACACAACAUCCGGAUUCCCAUCGUGCAUUGCUUCAAAACUAUGGCAAGUAGUAAUGUCCAAAAACAUAACAGAGACUAAGCAGAAGAACGAAAAGAGACAUGGCGACGACGAGUAAGAAGAAGUACGCUUGCAAGUUCCAAAAUGAUUGGAAAAAAUAAUUUCAGUUCAUCCAGGACAGCUCAAAGGGGAAGGGGUAUGCUGCCUGCACAUUUUGUAGAUCAGACUUUUAUGUGUGUGUAUAUGUGGAAAUAA